AUGGCGGGUUACAAACUGUCCUGCUGUCUACUGCCGUGGUGUCAACUACCGGUUGGAACCGGAUCUCCAACAAGUAAUCCAGUUCUACAGCGUACCGUGCUUGGCUGGUCGCACUCCUGUGCACAACGGAGACAGUUAUCUCGAUUCUGGGAAGUUGACAGUUGUCCCACCAGUCGGGGACUUUCCAAGGAGGAAGCAGCUUGUGAGCAAUACUUCACGGAAACAACUACCCAUGACGAAUCAGGUCGGUUCAUCGUGCGCCUACCCAAGAAGGAAGGCAUCUUGAGUCAUCUUGGUGACUCCAAAGCUGGCGCUCUCCGUCGACUCCGUUGGAUGCAACGUCGGUUAAUCAAAAAUCCCGAUCUGAAUGCUCAGUAUGUCGGCUUCAUGGCUGAGUAUCUCGACCUUGGCCAUAUGAUUUCCGUAGAUCCGUUGCAAGACACCACCCAUUCCCACCCAUUCUAUCUUCCUCAUCACGCUGUGCUCAAGCCAAGCAGCACCACCACCAAGUGCAGGGUGGUUUUCGAUGGGUCCAGCAAGUCUUCUACGGGAAUCUCGCUCAAUGAUUGUCUCAUGGUCGGACCGACUGUGCAGGACACGUUGUAUUCCAUUGUCGUCAGGUUCCGAAAUCUCGUGGCCGAUAUCGCCAAAAUGUACCGGCAGAUCUGGAUACACCCAGACGAUCGACAUCUUCAACGGCUAUUUUGGAAAGGCGAGACAGAUUUCGUCGGUUGCCCCUACGAGCUCACUACGGUGACGUAUGGCUUAUCCAGUGCGCCGUAUUUAGUAACACGAUGCCUACAGCAGCUCUCCUACGAACACUCGAAGGAUGAUGGGGAUAUCCCAUUGAAGAUCGGUAAGGAUUUUUAUGUGGACGACUUCCUCAGUGGAUCCGACACAGAAGUACUGUCUCACAUUCCGGAUGAAUUUCAGGACAAACGGUCGAUUGUGAAAGUGGACGACAUCCAGGGCUCUGUCAGCACACUCGGACUUCUGUGGCAUCCUGAGUCAGACACAUUCCGAUUUAAAGUUCACGAGUUCUCCAUGAAUCUCCCAAUCACCAAGUGGAUCGUUGUCUCUGAGAUGUCCAAGCUAUUCGAUCCAUUGGGCAUUCUUGGUCCAGUGCAUGCCUACGGAGCAUGCGUCUACAUUCGUAGUAUUGGCAUGGAUGGUGCCAUCGCUUGCCGUCUCCUAACCGCCAAAUCCCGAGUAGCUCCUAUUCAAACCCUGUCGUUUCCCCGCUUGGAGCUCAGUUCUGCUGUACUCCUGUCCCAGUUGUACAAAAACGUAGUGUGCAGUCUCAACAUGACACCUGAGGCCUACUUUUGGUCUGACUCCUCCAUUACCCACACAUUCGUGAGCAAUUCUGGCCUUUACACCUCCGUAACCUGGCACGGAGGCAUGUCAACUCUUGCUUGCGCUGCUAUCGAGUCCGGCCCCAGUCAGAAAAUCAGUUGA
Molecule: messenger RNA, 1458 nt
Organism: Armigeres subalbatus
Lineage: Eukaryota; Metazoa; Arthropoda; Insecta; Diptera; Culicidae
Exons: 5
Coding region: 1-1458 (485 amino acids)
Source: RefSeq, a predicted model, not a curated record